Molecule: messenger RNA, 2148 nt
Organism: Gymnodraco acuticeps
Lineage: Eukaryota; Metazoa; Chordata; Actinopteri; Perciformes; Bathydraconidae
Gene: slc49a3
Product: solute carrier family 49 member 3
Biological process (GO): transmembrane transport
Cellular component (GO): membrane
Molecular function (GO): transmembrane transporter activity
Source: RefSeq, a predicted model, not a curated record
UGUUGUUCCUGAACCAAGACAUCAUGAAGCGGUGUUUGUGUUUCGAUUCUCCCAGCCGUCAAACUGCUUUCCCGGCGUCUUUUUGAUCAGAUAUGUCAUAACCCAUCACAAGACAACACCAUGGAUUCACUGCUUGUAUUUUAAAGGAGAUAUAAUAUGUUUUUAAGGACUUAUACUAUGUUGUUUUACCGGCUCUGUCACCGCCUACAUUAACAUUACAUUAACGAUACAAUGUUGUGUUGUACAGUGUUAGCUAACGCCACUAGCCACCUAGCCUAACCGCCGGUAAACUUGUACCGUUGGUAUUAAUGGAGGGAGGCGACGAAAACCAAGAAACCGCGUCGAGGUUCAAACGAUUUGUGCCGGUGUUAUUCCCGGUUUACCGAACACUGAGCUGAAGAAACUGUUAUCUUUUAAAGUUUACAAGAGGAGGUGGUUUGUUCUGCUGGUUCUAUGUCUGUUGAACUGCUCCAACGCAACGGGUAUGGUGGAUGGACGUAACGAGUAUAGUGACGUAACGGCUCCUCACACACACACACACUCACUCAGCCUUAUCUCUCAGCCGCGGCUCCGCGGAUCUCCGCACACACACGGCUCAGGCUAAGUCCCGCGCUGUCUCGCAGACCCCAUUUUUAUUUUCAAGAAAAAUUUAUGGCUGAGCUUCGCCCCGGUGGCGGACCAGUCGGCCCGGUACCUGCAGGUGGGUCUGCAGCAGGUCAACUGGCUCUCCAUUAUCUACAUGAUAGUGGCCAUCCCGCUCAGCUUCGCCACCUCCUGGAUGCUGGACGUCCUCGGGCUGCGGAUCACGCUGAUCCUCGGCGCGUGGCUCAACAUGUUCGGGGCGCUGGUUCGAUUCCUCGGGACGGGGAUCUCCACUGACCCUGUAGCCCGGUUUCCCUUAGUGAUGUUCGGCCAGACGCUCGCCGCCAUCGCUCAGCCGCUCGUCAUCUUCACCCCCGCCAAGAUGGCCGCUCUCUGGUUCCCUGAUAACCAGCGCGCCACCGCCAACACCAUCGCCUCCAUGGCCAACCCUCUGGGCAUGCUGCUGGCCAGCAUCCUCUCUCCAUGGAUGACUCAAACAUCUGGAGACAUCCCCAACCUGCUGCUGGCCUAUGCAGUCCCGGCGUGCAUCAUCUGUUUCCUAGCAACAGUGGGGCUACGGAGCAGCUCCCCCCCCACGCCGCCGUCAGCCAGCGCCGAGUCCUCCGGCUCAGAGCCAUUCGUACAGGGCAUCAAACUGUUACUGAAGAACCGAGCCUACCUGGUUCUGAUGCUCUGCUUUGGGUCGGGCAUCGCCGCCUUCACCUGCUUCUCCACGCUGCUGGAGCAGAUCCUGUGUGUGCAGGGGUACUCCAACGAGUUUGCCGGUUUGUGUGGAGCGCUCUUCAUCGUGUUCGGGAUCGUCGGUGCCGGCGCUCUCGGUCUCAUCGUGGAUAAAACUAAGAAGUUCAUCGAAGCCACGAAGAUCAACCUGAGCCUCAGCGCUGUCGCCUGCAUCGCCUUCUCCGUGGUGUCUCUAAUGCCGCAGCAGAAAGUCGCCGUCGCCGUCGUCUGCUCGCUCUUCGGCUUCUUCGGUUUCUCCAUCUACCCCGUCGUCAUGGAGCUCGCUGUGGAGUGCACCUAUCCCGUCGGAGAGGCCACGUCUUCGGGACUCAUCUUCGUAUCGGGACAGGUCCAGUCCUUCCUCUACAUCGUGCUCCUGCAGGCUCUCAGCAAACGCCUGGCCGACUCCCCUCUGUCCACCUGUGGAGACGCAGUGCUCAGCUGGAAGGUGCCGAUGCUGGUGCUGGGGGGGCUGACCUGCGUCUUCUCCUGCAUCUUCGUCCUGUUCUUCAACACGAGGUACCGCCGGCUGGAGGCCGAGGAGCAGGCCACGUACAGGACCAACACCAUAAACUCCUCGCCCCCCGAGAGCACUCCCAGUGAGAGGAAGGAAACUGCUGACUGUUGACCACAGACUGACAGACAGAGGGCAUUAUGGGAGUUAUACCUGGUACCAAACAGAGAGAAGACAUUCCUUCACCCAUAAACAAGUUUUUAUGACGUUGAUGCCAAACUGACAUUUAUCCUGUUGCUACUACCAUCUUCAGAAAAUUGUAAACUGAUUUUAUUGAUAUAUUUUAUGCUUUUUUUUUACAGAAAAAUGUA